AUGUCCCCCGCGCUCUCCACCUCCCCCGCCUCGCGCAUCCGUCACCUAACCCCCAGCCCCCGUCUCCAUCUCCAAUUCUUCCGCCACACUCCCACUACUUCUCGCACCCAAGCAUCCUCCGUCCAACGAGCCGCCUCUUCUCUUCCACGUCGUCGCUCCUACUCCACCAGUACCGCCUACCGUACACCUUGGACAGGUCGUCCCGCGUCCGAAAACGCCGGCACGGAUGAGCAGACGGAGAAACAUAAUGUGCAACAUGAUCAGUCGCAGAAGAGUAAGGAGGAGAGAGCAAAGGGCGAUAGUGGCAGUGCGGGAUUAGAGGAGAAAUCCAGUGGACAGAGUAAGGAGGAGAAGAAGAAGGUCCAGAUUGAGUUUCCAAAGGGGGCAAAGAUGGGUCCGGUCAUUGGGAUGGAGGAUGAGAGGGGUGGAAAAGGUUCAUAA
Molecule: messenger RNA, 441 nt
Organism: Botrytis byssoidea
Lineage: Eukaryota; Fungi; Ascomycota; Leotiomycetes; Helotiales; Sclerotiniaceae
Exons: 2
Coding region: 1-441 (146 amino acids)
Source: RefSeq, a predicted model, not a curated record